GUAACUGCAUGCUGGUCUGGCUGUGCUAGGGAGGGCGAGAGAGUGAGCUAUAGGAAAGAAGUGCUCCUGAAUCUUAUCGGAGCCCUCUCUCCCCUCUCUUGCGUUCCCCUCCUUGCUUUCGGCUUGUGUCCAUUUAAGUUGGGGAGGCCCUGGAGAGGACACACAAUGGAGCGAAGAGCCUGUGGCAACUGGGCCGUUGUACUGCUGAGAGGGGGAUGGGGUGGAGAGAGGACCGGUUCACACAGCUAACACAGCCUACCGGCUGUAGGCUUCCACAGCCUUUCCUCCCUGCCUGGACUGCUGUUUUCAGGCCGGGGCCUUUAUUGUGGACGAGCCACCCUCAAACUCUGCUUGGACUAUACUAAGGAUUACUCAUCGUGUUCCGUGGGAUUUUAGGAUACAUACUACAGCCUGAAGAAUAAAUCCCUCCUGUGUUUUGGCUUCUGAGAAAAGAAAAACAAACUUCUAUGUGAUUCUUUUCACCCUUUCUCGGUUUUUGGUUUCUGUUUCUUUUUAGUGGAGUUCGUAAAUGGAUUACAAGAUGCAUGCCAAGUCAAAUGAUUUGCUGGAUUUUCAAAAACUGGACGCCCUUCUGGAAAAAAUUGCACAUUCAGUCUCUGUGAAAAGAGAGUCCAGUGAGGAGUGCAAUGGGAUCAGCGGUGCUCUGUCAGUGGAGUCUGUGCCGGGGCCAAGACUGAACUGGUGUCCUGCCAACACCACUACCCCUGCCCCUGCAGCUCCAGCUCCUGCUCGGGGGACUGAGCCCGCGCCCAACCCUGUCAGAAUGGGAGACGGCCUGGAUGCAGCGCAGAUGUCGGGCAGCAACAGCAGUAGCAGCAGCGGCCAGGGGCAGGCCCAGCAAAUGGGCAACCCCCCACCCCCAGAGUACAUCAAUCCCAACAGGCCAAAGCGCCAGACUAAUCAGCUGCAGUACCUGCUCAAGGUGGUGGUGAAGGCCCUGUGGAAACACCAGUUUGCCUGGCCCUUUCAUAUACCCGUGGAUGCGAUCAAACUCAACCUGCCUGACUACUACACAAUAAUCAAGAUUCCUAUGGACAUGGGAACAAUCAAGAGAAGGCUUGAGAACAGUUACUACUGGAAUGCCCAAGAAUGUAUCCAAGACUUCAACACAAUGUUUACCAACUGCUACAUAUACAACAAGCCUGGAGAUGACAUUGUCUUAAUGGCUGAGGCUCUAGAGAAGGUAUUCCUCCAAAGGGUCACAGAAAUGCCUCAGGAAGAAACUGAGAUUGUUGUCAUGACAGGGAAGGGACGUGGCAGGGGCAGAAGAGAAGGAAGUCUGAACUUGAAACCGGGGGGCCUCAUUGAAUCUUCGCCCACGACUCCUCUGACACGCGGUCUGUCAAACCUCUCGGCAGCACCACAGAUCAGGGGACCGGUGCCGGGCCCGCCUUCACUACCUCCCCAGCCUUUGAUGCAGGCCCUGCCGUCCCACAUGCCCCCCCACAUGCCCCCACACAUGCCACCCCACUUGCCACCCCACAUGCCACCCCACAUGCCACCCCACAUGCCACCCCACAUGCCCCCCCACAUGCCCUCCCACAUGCCCCCCACGUUACCCAGCCAUGCGCCACAGCUCGGAGCCCCCUACUCAUUGGGCCAAUCUGACUGUGCUCCUCAAGUUCCCAUGAUGACUUCUGUGCCUCCCCCUGCUCAGACCGCGCUUCCCCCAGCAUCCAUCCAGAAUGUUGCACCCAUGCUGCAGAACUCCAUAACCAUGACCAAAAUAAAAAAGAGCCAGAAAAGGAAAGCUGACACCACGACGCCCACAGCAAACGACCAACUGAGUGAAUCUUCACCAGCAGAGUCCAAAUCUGGGAAGACACUACCGAGGCGAGAGAGUGCCCGGCCUCCAAAACUGUUGAAAAAGGAGGCUCCCGACUCCCAGCAUCACAUUGGGAUGGUGAUGGGACUGAGUGGACCAAGCGGGGGUCAUAGCCCCAAACCACAGGAUCAGCUAGGAUACUGUGCAAGUCUGGUCCGGGAGAUGCUGUCCAAGAAGCACGCUGCUUAUGCCUGGCCUUUCUACAAACCUGUGGAUGUGGCUGCACUGGGACUCCACGAUUAUCAUGACAUCAUCAAAUAUCCGAUGGACCUCAGCACCAUCAAGGUGAAGCUGGAGAACAGGCAAUACCGAGAACCCCAGGAGUUUGCUGCUGACGUACGAUUCAUGUUUUCUAACUGCUACAAAUAUAAUCCUCCAGACCAUGAGGUGGUAGCCAUGGCCCGCAAACUACAGGAUGUCUUUGAGAUGCGUUUUGCCAAGAUGCCAGAUGAACUGGAGACCAAGCCUCUGGUCCCUGCCCCAGCUCCUGUACUUCACCAUCCUGCCCCAGUUAAGCCCCAGCCUCCUUUGGCCCACGUCGCCUCCUCCUCAGACAGCUCCAGUGACUCGUCCUCUGAGUCCGAGUCUUCCACAGAUGACUCGGAAGAGGAGAGAGCCCACAGGCUAGCAGAGCUCCAGGAACAGUUGAAGGCUGUCCACGAGCAGUUGGCUGCUUUGUCCCAGCCACAAGCCAGCAAACCAAAAAGGAAAGAGAAGGAGAAGGAGAAGAAGGAAAAGGAAAAGGAAAAGGAAAAGGAGAAGAAAAAAGAGAAGCAUAAGAAAAAGGGAGCUAUGUCUGGCCUUGUUGAUGAGAUCCAGGAUGCAACACCUGUCCCGCAUCUCUCCAAGAAGAACAAGACCAGUAACAAUAACAACAAGGAGGUGGUAUCCAAGAAGAAAGCUAGUAAAAAGGAUGUGAUGAAACUCAAUCAUCCCGCCAACCUGCCGCCAGUUCCCAGCCUGGAAGACGAUCUGGGAGCUGCUGGGUCUUCGGCUUCAGGGGAAAAAGGCAAGCCUAUGACGUACGAAGAGAAAAGGCAGCUAAGCUUGGACAUCAACAAGCUUCCUGGUGACAAGCUUGGCCGUGUAGUGCACAUCAUCCAGUCCAGAGAGCCUUCACUCAAAAACUCAAACCCUGAUGAGAUCGAGAUUGACUUUGAGACGCUAAAGCCUUCCACUCUGCGCGAGCUGGAGAGAUAUGUGUCUUCCUGCCUCCGCAAGAAGAAAAAGUUUCCAGCAGAGAAGCCAGUGGAGUCCAUGGCUACCUCCAAAAAGACUGGAUCCUCUUCAGACAGCAGCGGCUCCAGCACAGACAGCGAAGCUGAAGCGACAGGAAUAAUAAAGCAUCAGAAGAAGAAGGGCCAGUCUGUGAAGGAGGGGAAGAAGCCUCAUCCUCAUUUACACAUUCAGAGUGGCCCUGCUCAGGCUGGGCUUCAUUCCCAUAUAGCAGGCCUUCAGUCCAACAUUCAGAUGAAGCAGCAGCAUCAGCCCUCCCCCGCAGGGUUCAUCGCUCCCCCCGUAGCUGCUCUGGAGUCUUCCCAACUACUGGAAACUAGCUUUGAGUCCCUGCCGCCUUUCGGCCAGCCCCUCAUGCAUCUGCCCCAUCACACAGGCAACUCCUCCUCCUCACCCGCAGCUCCACAUCUCAACGCUCAUUCUGCUGGCCCAGUGUCCCCUGAAACCCACCCCUUCCUCAACCAGCAUCCCGUCCUCACGUCUCCGGGUAAGGCCAUAUCCUUGCACAUCUCCAUGCCUCAGCAGCCUUCCCGACCCAGUCACAAGGCGGCGCCUCUUCAUCCCAAACCCCCCCAGCAGCAAGCAGCACCCCCUCAGCCCACCCUGCCGCCGCAGCAGCAGCAGCAGCAGCCGCAGCCGCAGCCGCCCCAGACAGCAGCACCACCACCACCACCACCACAGCACCAGCUUCCCCCCCAGAUCCUCCACCCUGCUCAGCCUCUGCACCAGCGGCCCAUGUCCCCCCCAACACUCACCCCCCAGGGCUUGCUUUCUUCCCAGCCUCCCCAGAUGCUGCUAGAGGAUGAUGAAGAGCCAGGGUCUACAACCCCUCUGAACCAAGUACAAUUAUACCUGCAGCAGUUCCAGCAAGCCCGUCAGCCCCAGCAGUCCAUGCAGUCGCUACAGGCGCAGGUUCGUCAGCAGCAACAACAACAACAACAACAACAACAACAACAACAACAACAACAACCAGGACAGAUCUCUCUCCUGCAGUCUGUGCAGGGACAGUCUCAACUUCCCUCCCAGACCACACUGCCUCCUCCACAGCUCACUAUUCAGUCCCAGACACAGCCCCCCCCAUCACAUCAGGCCCCGCCCCAACAGAUGCCUCUCCACCAGGCCCGCCACAUGCAGCACGCCCAGCUGCAGCAACAGCAGCCGCAACAACUGAACUACCAGCAGGCUCCUGGACUAGCUGGUCAGUCCCAAGGAUCACAACACAAGGUAUCCAUGCCGACCAACAAAGCACAGCAGGUCAUCCAGCAGCAGCAGCAGCAGCAGCAGCAGCAGCAGCAGCAGCCCUCCCCUCGCCCGCCUAAGGCUGACCCUUACAACGCAGGUCACUUAAGGGACAACCCAUCGCCUCUCAUGAUGCAUUCCCCGCAACUUCCCCAGUUUCCACCUGUGUCCCAUCAGUCCCCACCUCAGAACAUGCAGCCCAAAAAGCAGAGGAGCCAGGGGAACCACGGCGUUAUAAAGGAGGAGAAACUUCCUCCAUCGCCAGUGAUGAGAGGAGAACUAUUCAACCCGGCCAUGAGACCUGACCAUCACAAACAUCCUGAUCACAAGCCUUCUCAAACAAAUGUGAAAUCCAUGGACAGCUUGCGACCCGUCAUCCGCUCCUCUGAGUCCAGUGGACCGCCCUCCUCUCAGCAAGACAAGGAAAAGUUCAAGCAGGACUCCAAGACACCUAUUGCCCCCAAAAAGGUACAGGAUGUCAAAUUGAAGAACAUGGGCUCAUGGGCCAGCCUGGCCCAAAAGUCCACAUCUACACCCUCAUCUGCGGUAAAGUCAUCGAGUGACAGUUUUGAGCAAUUUCGCCGAGCCGCCCGGGAGAAGGAGGAGAGGGAGAAGGCCCUGAAGGCCCAAGCCGAGCAGCUGGAGAAAGACAGGCUACGCAGAGAGCAGGACAAACUACGAGGGCGAGAUGAUGAGGAUAUAAUGGAGCCAACCAGAAGGGUGCACGAGGAGCCACGCAGGCGUCUUGAGCAGCAACACAUUCAAGCUCCUUCGCAGCAACAUCAACAGCAACCGCAGCAGCAGCAGCAGCAGCAGCAGCAGCAGCAGCAGCCGCCACCGCCGCAGCAGCAGCAGCAGCAGGAGCCCCCACCUGCUGCCAUCCAGCAGCCCGCUGCCCCCCCCACACCGCCUCAGUCCGCUGCACAGAAUCCACUCGACCAACAGAGGGAGCUCGCUCGCCGGCGAGAGCAGGAGAGGAGGAGGCGAGAAGCGAUGGCAGCAACAAUUGACAUGAAUUUCCAAAGUGACUUAAUGGCUAUCUUUGAGGAAAACCUUUUCUGAGGAGAGGAGCAACUGAAACGUAACUGCAAAAAAACAAAACAAAACACUUGCAUUAUGUAAACUUCCUCGAAGAAGAGACGCUUGGCCACCACGCACCGCGGAGGGACACGGACUGUAUGUAGACGUGAUGGGCCCUCAGAGAGCGAGGACUGAGGCUGGACGGGCGCCCACAGCUCGCUUUGCCCCUGUUGACGGGACACACACAACACAUGGGGAUCGUAUUGGAUGUCACAUCCUGGGAAUUUGGCAUUGCCUGCCUGAUUUAACGGGAGGAAGAGGACUCCUGUUGGCACAGUUUGCCUUUUUUCACUUACAGCGUGCGUGGGCGCUUUAAAUCGCUGGAGAAAAAGACACCCUAAUAGUUAUGAAAUGCUCUGAUAAUGUACUGACAGACUGUGCAGACGUGUUUUGAAACUGCCAGGUGUCUAAGAUGGUGAAGAAGACUGGUGUUUUAUGUUCUGUUUUGUUUUUGAUUGUUGUAAGUGAACAAAUGAAAUGGUUGUCGGGGCAACUUCCAUACUGUAUAUCAUGUAUAUUUCUCAGCAGAGAAGGUACAGUUUGCCUUACACCUCUUUCCUAAACAGACCAUUGUGUACUGCACACGUUGACAAACAAAUAACAUUUACAACAAGGAGGAGAAGCAGUGCAGACCUUUUUUCAUCAACUAGUAUCUACUGUAAAGAAGUAUUUUCUUAUACGACAAUAACUGUUUAUUUUGGAUCUUUGUUUUCCUUCUUUGAAUCGACAUACCUUCACACUCCACCACCUCUGUCUAUGCCAAACUACCCAUUAUCUUUUAUGCUAAAUUACUUGUCCUAAAACAUGGUAGGUAGCUAGAGACAAAAAAACCCUGAAUAUAUGCAUUAUCAUAGUUCCUGCAAGUAUUUAUCAAAGACAGAAUCAGUUUUCAUCCUGCCUUGUAUUUUUCAUUUAGAGCUACACUUGUUAGCAGUAAAGGGGAAAGGGUCGGCCAUUUCUGCGCGUUAGUUGGAAUAUGAUUUCACUACAAGUUUAGCAACAUUGUUUGUAUUACACUUUAAGACAUAAUGUUGGAAAUGUUGAUAUCAUUGGCGUGUUUGCAGCAGUCAAACUACUGGAUCAGUCAAGAAAUGACAUGAGGAGUCCCUUGCUGUUCUGCUCUGUUCUGAUCCAAGCUACGUUUGGAUUAAAGUGCCGGCAGCGGGAAAGGGGCAAUCGAUAAAAUGACAAAGGAUUUAACACCUUUCUGUAGCUGUUACUUGAAUCUGGUUUAGUAAAAAAAAAAAUGGCUGGAAGGAGCCCCUUGCUUCAAACCUCUUCUAAUUCACUGAGGGCACACUGUCAACAGUACGAAGAAAAGACAAACAGAAAUUAAGAGACGGAACAAACGUUGAAAAACAGUUUUAUUUUAUAUCUUUGUUCUUGUUCAAUAAUAGUGGAUGUGAGUUAUAAUUCUGUUAUCGGAGACAUUGUUUGGACCGGGGAUGGGUUAAAAUCUGAAUGCAUCUCGUCUUCUUCACUUGUCUCUUAUGGUGUUUUUCUCCAGUGCCUGUAUUGUAUUGCAAUUCUCGUUGGCUUAUAUUACACUUCGAGGGGGUUUAGAAAAGGGGGCAGGGCAGGAUUGGGUGGUGUAAUAUUUGAAAUGGGAGGGAGAUUUUUGAAAGAGUUUGUGUAAAAAAACUAAAAACUAAAAAAGGAACAAAAAAAAAGGAAAAGACAGCGUUUUAUAUUUUACCCGUUGUCAAUAUUCGGGUUUUAAAUUUAGUUUUAGCUGGACUUCUAUGAGUGUACACAUCUGACAACUACUUUCUCAUUUGUUCAAUCAGCAGAUUUUAGGUAGAUAUGUUUCAGCGUUGCCACACUAGCGUUUGAGUCUGGUCUGUGAGUGUGACUGUGUAAAUUUGGACGGCUGUGUGACUGUGUGUUUUGUUUUUGUUGAAUUUUUUAAAAGUGUGCUGCAAGAGGCAUGUUCCCCGAUGUAGAUAAGCAUUCUAUUGAUGAGGAGAAUAAACAGAUAAACUUCA
Messenger RNA from Eleginops maclovinus (Patagonian blennie), 7386 nucleotides. It is a transcript of the gene brd4, whose product is annotated as bromodomain containing 4. Lineage: Eukaryota; Metazoa; Chordata; Actinopteri; Perciformes; Eleginopidae. Gene Ontology annotation, biological process: regulation of DNA-templated transcription; chromatin remodeling. Gene Ontology annotation, cellular component: nucleus; chromatin. The transcript has 19 exons. The record is from RefSeq and is a predicted model, not a curated record. The coding region runs from base 530 to 5383 and encodes 1617 amino acids.